This is a messenger RNA of Carica papaya (papaya), 732 nucleotides long. Its product is annotated as GRIP/coiled-coil protein. NCBI's taxonomy places the organism in Eukaryota, Viridiplantae, Streptophyta, Magnoliopsida, Brassicales, Caricaceae. The record is from RefSeq and is a predicted model, not a curated record. Gene Ontology annotation, biological process: response to oxidative stress.
UGUUUGAGAACUUCCUCAGAUAAAAGAUUCAAGUAAAAAUUAAACAAGACGAAACAGAUCCUGAGAGAACAGGGGUGUUCGUAUUGAAAGAAAUCCUGAAGAGAGAAAAGGAGAUAGAUCUGCGUUUGGCACUCGGAUGGAUCUGAAGAUGAUAGGGAGGCGAGCCGGAACAAGUCGACUCAACAGGCGAAGGAACGAUUCCAAGCUGGGCCGCCUGGUGGCCUUCUUGCAAAUGGCAGAGUUCGAGAUCGUCUUCUUCUGUGUUGUCGUCGUCGCUUUCUUCACCUUCAAGCAACUCACGGCGAGGCCGGAGUACAAUCAAAUUCUGGUGAAGAAGCCCGGUGGGCCUGAUUUUUGGCCUCACUAGAGUAUUAAGAAUGAGAUUUACUGAGGAACGACUCCAUCCUCCUCCUGCUUGCUUUGAUGAAGUCUGCAGUUUGUACCAAUUAGAUAUUUUCUUAAUCCAAUUGGAUGCUGAAAAACAGUCCGUCCAACCUUUUGACCGGAAGAAAAUUCUGGACAGAUGUAACGUCUGUCUUGAACAGUUAGUAGUACGCUCAUGGCCUGAAGUUCCUGAACUCGGUUGAAUUGCCAGAAGAUAUAGUCAGGGAAUUUUAAGUAUUUCUUCUUGAAUUUGAAAUCACUAUGCAAGUAUUUCUUUUUAACUUUAGAAUCACAUACUGUUUUUAUUCAUGCAAUUCGGUGAAAGAAAAGUAUUCUAAUGUCAAGUAA